AUGUCUGACAUUUAUGGUAUAGUCGAGUACUUUGGCUCCAAUGAUGAGUCACAUCCGUGUGGUUAUUGUAAGACAAUGAAAGACGGGAACACCGAUUAUGGUAAGUGUCGGUUCGGGAUGUGGGCCCACAGACUCUCUAACAUGAAUUACCAGAACCUUAUUGAUCGCAAUUGGAGAAGAAGUGGUAAAUACUGUUAUAAACCGGUUCUGGAGCGGACCUGUUGUCCGAUG
This is a messenger RNA of Oppiella nova, 231 nucleotides long. NCBI's taxonomy places the organism in Eukaryota, Metazoa, Arthropoda, Arachnida, Sarcoptiformes, Oppiidae. The record is from the annotation of a GenBank genome assembly.